Messenger RNA from Capronia epimyces CBS 606.96, 233 nucleotides. RefSeq lists its product as uncharacterized. The record is from RefSeq and is a predicted model, not a curated record. The transcript has a single exon. NCBI's taxonomy places the organism in Eukaryota, Fungi, Ascomycota, Eurotiomycetes, Chaetothyriales, Herpotrichiellaceae. The annotation marks the transcript as partial.
CCUCCCUUUGUGCCGGCAAGGGAGGCUCUGGAUGGUGAGGUUUCAGCCAUCAGAGGACGCCCAACGCCGGCCGACUUGGGUCUUUCAGCCUCCAUCAGCCAACGGAUUUUUCGGGGUCCUGGAAUUCCCACUUCCCACUUCCCACUUCCACCUGUUUGCUGUUCCGGGCAACCGGCUGUGCUGGCUAUUCUGACCACCAGUCUAUUCCAGUACGAGUGAAACCUCUGCUCUUC